UCUAGGCUCUGUGUCAACCAUCUUCGCGACAGCCGCAGAAAGCAACUGUACCAACCAAAUUACUAUCUCGCCGAAUCACGUGUUAAUAUUUACUUUGCCUUACCGGCAGCCAUUGUACAAAGUAAGAAAACACCACAUUGCAGCAAGUUUUUGGAUAUUUAAUAGCUCUUACCCGCCCUUUUAUGUAUACACACAUAUAUUUGUAAAUAUAAUUAAAAAUAAAUAAAAUGCAAGACCAAUUAAAAGAACUGGCAAUAGCCUUAUACGAUAUUGGUGCUGUAAAAUUUGGUGAAUUUAUUACUAAAGUUGGUCUAAAGACACCUGUAUAUUUUGAUUUGCGUGUUAUGAUAGCAUUUCCUCAAAUAAUGUCUAAAUUAUCGAAAGCUCUUUGGCAAUUAUCAAAUACUCAAAUCGAUACAACUCAACUUUGUGGAGUACCUUAUACUGCUCUUCCAUUAGCUACUUUGAUUUCAACAGAAUACAAUAUUCCAAUGUUGAUAAAGAGAAAAGAAGCUAAGAACUAUGGUACAAAAAAGCUUAUAGAAGGUAAUUUUAAGUCAGGUGACCACUGCAUAAUAAUUGAAGAUGUAAUUACUAGUGGAAGUAGCGUUUUAGAAACUGUAAACGCUUUAAAAGAGGAGGGUUUAAUUGUAACAGAAGUUUUAGUAGUAAUUGAUAGGGAACAGGGUGGAAGAAAAAAUCUUGAGGAUAAAGGAAUAAAAGUGCGAAGUCUUUAUGAUGUAACUCUGUUAAUGAAUUAUUUGUUGGAUUAUGGUAAAGUUACACAAGAAAUUGUAAAAGAUGUAGCAAGUUAUUUAAAAUCUUGUCAAACAUCUUUUGCCUCUUUGACGGAAAAUGUAGUGAACAAAAGAUUGGAAACACCAUUUAGCAUACGUGCAAAUCAAACCAAGAAUGCAGUGGCUUUUAAAUUGUUUCAACUAAUGGAAGCAAAACAAUCCACUUUGUGUUUGGCAGCUGAUUUGACAAAAACAAAUUCUAUUUUAGAAUUGAUUGAACUCGCUGGACCACAUAUUGUGAUUUUAAAAAUACAUGUGGACAUUAUAGAAGAUUUUUCUUCCAACUUUGUAAAACGUUUAAAGGAACUAGCGAAAGAAAAUGAAUUUUUAAUUAUGGAAGAUAGAAAAUUUGCAGAUAUUGGUAAUACAGUUUUAUUACAAUAUAAAAAGGGAAUAUAUAAAAUAGCAGAAUGGGCUGAUAUUAUCACAGUACAUCCAGUUGCUGGACCUGCUAUUAUAGACGGUUUGCAAAGUGCCUUAAAUGGAAUUACUGAACCUCGCGCUAUAUUUUUGGUAGCUGAAAUGUCUGCAAAGAAUGCUUUAACUACUGGGGAUUAUGUACAAAAGGCAUUGUCGAUUUCUAAAGAAUCAGAUAUGGUGAUUGGUCUGGUAUGCCAAUCAAAUAUUAUUUCAGAUUUAGGAAUGCUUCAAUUAACACCUGGUGUUAAAUUAUACAACAAUUGUGAUAACUUAGGUCAACAGUACAAUACACCUGAAUCAGUUGUUAAUUCGGGAGCUGAUGUAGCUGUUGUUGGUAGAGGUAUUAUCGAAGCAACAGAUCAAUUAGCUACUGUAUUAGAAUAUAAAAAACAACUUUGGACAGCUUAUAAGAAAAGAUUGUUGAGAUAAGUAAAGUGUAAUUUAUAUAUAUAUAUAAGAAUUUUUCUAUUGAAUAUGAUACUAUAAGCAUAAUUAUAUUAAUA
Polistes dominula (European paper wasp) is the source of this 1720-nucleotide messenger RNA. RefSeq names its product rudimentary-like (gene r-l). The record is from RefSeq and is a predicted model, not a curated record. Gene Ontology annotation, biological process: 'de novo' UMP biosynthetic process; 'de novo' pyrimidine nucleobase biosynthetic process. Gene Ontology annotation, molecular function: orotidine-5'-phosphate decarboxylase activity; orotate phosphoribosyltransferase activity. Lineage: Eukaryota; Metazoa; Arthropoda; Insecta; Hymenoptera; Vespidae.